Magnolia sinica is the source of this 1518-nucleotide messenger RNA. Its product is annotated as pentatricopeptide repeat-containing protein At5g66520-like. Gene Ontology annotation, molecular function: RNA binding; protein binding. Gene Ontology annotation, biological process: RNA modification. The transcript has a single exon. The record is from RefSeq and is a predicted model, not a curated record. Lineage: Eukaryota; Viridiplantae; Streptophyta; Magnoliopsida; Magnoliales; Magnoliaceae. Bases 1 to 1518 code for a protein of 505 amino acids.
AUGCAAGAAGCUAAGCAGCUGCAGGGCCACCUUAUCGUGAUGGGACUCCAACAACAUGACUUUUUCCUACGGAAACUCAUCACCACAUUCGCCAUCUCCAACCCUUUCUCAUUAAACUACGCCCGUCUGAUCUUUGAUCACAUCCAAACUCCAUCAACCUACAUCUACAACACCAUGAUCAGAGCCUACGCCACUAGCCCAAAUCCCAUCCAAGGCGUCCAUCUCUACAACCAUAUGAAGAAACAAGGUGCCCCACCUGAUAACUACACCUUCCCAUCCUUGCUCAAGGCAUGCUCCACUCUACGGGCCCCACGCAAGGGCGAGGAGACGCACUGCUGUGUGAUCAAACAUGGGUUCGAUACGGAUCUCUUCAUCCAAAACUCGUUAAUCCAUCUGUACGGAUCGAAUGCUGAGAUCGAUGCCGCUCGGCGGAUUUUUGAUGGGAUGUUAGUGAAGGAUGUCGCCACCUGGACUACUUUGAUCAUUUGCUAUUCUUAUUCCGCUUCAAUUGAGUUAGCACGGCAGGUAUUCGAUGAAAUGCCUGAGAGAAAUGUUGUUUCUUUUAGUGCCAUGAUCACGGGCUAUGUCCAAAGGGGGCGGUUUAAGGAAGCAUUGCAUUUGUUCCGGGAUUUGCAAAUUGCGAGAAUUGAGCCUAACGAUUCCGCUCUCAUGAGUGUUCUUAGGGCCUGUUCUAAUUUGGGUGCCUUGGAUUGUGGGAGAUGGAUUCAUUCAUAUAUACAUAAGACCAAAGGAAGAGAAUUGGAUGGUAGAAUUACCACUGCUCUCAUAGAUAUGUAUUGCAAGUGUGGGAGCUUGGAAAAUGCGCUGUUUGUCUUUGCAAGUGCGAAGGAGAAGUAUGUGGGUGCAUGGACGGCUAUGAUCUCUGGGUUGGCCAUGCAUGGAUUUGGUGAGAGAUCGAUCGACUUGUUUGAGGAGAUGAUCGCGCUGGGAAUCAAGCCUAAUGUGGUCACAUUUGUCGCACUUCUAUCUGCGUGCACCCAUUCAGGUUUGGUGAAAGAUGGGUUGAGGUAUUUUGAGCACAUGCAGGCCGAGUAUGGGAUCAAGCCCACAAUCGAGCACUUUGGUUGUGUUGUUGAUCUUCUCGGCCGGGCGGGAUUGAUCACCAAAGCAGUCGAAUUUAUAAGGAAGAUGCCAAUGGAGGCGAAUGCAGCCAUCUGGGGUGCUCUUUUGAGCGCCUGUCGAGUCCAUAAGAAUGUCGAGUUCGGUGAAUUGGCGGCAAGAUGGCUAGUUAGGGACGAGCCUUUGAAUGGGGCUGUUUACAUGGCUUUGUUGAGUUUGUAUAGUGAGGCUGGAAGGUGGGAUGAUGUGGAAAGGAUGAAAAGAGAGAUGAAGGAGGUUGGUUGUAGGAAGAGUCCUGGAUGCAGCAUGAUUGAAGUUGAUGGGGAUUGUCAUGAGUUUGUGGUGGGUGAUAAGUCACACCCACAUGCAUUGGAAGUAUGUUUACACUUGGGUGGAUUAAUAGAGGAAGUGAAGCAAAAUAAAUUGAUUUUUGCAUGA